Messenger RNA from Tricharina praecox, 1086 nucleotides. RefSeq lists its product as uncharacterized. The transcript has 2 exons. NCBI's taxonomy places the organism in Eukaryota, Fungi, Ascomycota, Pezizomycetes, Pezizales, Pyronemataceae. The record is from RefSeq and is a predicted model, not a curated record. Bases 1 to 1086 code for a protein of 361 amino acids.
AUGUCGACCCACCCCGCGCCAUUGUCCACCGCCCCACCACCGCGCGCAUCCGCCACCGCCAACCCCCCACCACCCCACGCUUCCGCCGUUCCCACCCCCGACGAUGACUCCGAAUACGAAACCGACUCGUCAGCCGACCCAGAGGAGUACUACAUAACAAUCGACCUCACGAUCCCAGCACCAGUCCAAGCCGGUCCCAGCACGAACCCAUUCACCAACGCAUCCCUCAAAAAGGCCGCCGCGCCGACCGCCACGAGCCACCCGCAAAAGUCGACACACAUGCUCGGCGCCUCACGGCUGCAGGCGCCCCGGCAGCUACCGAAGUGGGCGCGCGGCGCUACUGCCCGCCGCGAUCGACUGCAGCUCUUGGGGCUCGAGGGGGACGAGGUGCUCGUCGGGUACCAGAAUAGGAUUUGGGCGGGGCGCUGGGCGGGGACCGUGGGGAGUGAGGUUUAUGUUGGUGCGGCCUACAGGGAGCCCCCGCGCAUCUCCGGCGGAGGCUAUUACUACUCGGAGCGCGACUUUUCGGCGGCGGCGGCGUAUGUCGGCGGCAGGCGGAGGAAGCCGGCGGCUGUGCCGAGACCCCCGCUGCUAGAGGAGAAUGAACACUGGCGCAAGGCGAUGCAGGAUCCGGCAUGCGGGAAGGUUGUUGCCGUCGGCGUACAUAGGGUCCAGUGCUCGCCUGCGGUGGUCAAAGCGAAGGAGUGGCCGUUUGCUGAGCAGUUGGCCGGGAAGAGCGAUUUUCUACGCAGGCUGGAAAGGGUGCAGAUCGAGAAGGGGCAGAUUAGGGAGGGCGAGGCCGAACAUCAGGGGGGCCGCAGGAGGAGGAAGGUCAUGAUGGUGAAGAAGAAUAAGGUGCGGGAGGAGGGUGGCGAGGAGCAGGCUGGGGAGCAGGCUGGGGAGCAGGCUGGGGAGCAGGCUGGGGAGCAGGCUGGGGAGGUGGAAGAGGUGGAGGUGGAGGUGGAUGAGUGGGUUUGGGAGAGCUUUAGUGAGGGCGAGCAGAUGGACGAGCCUGAAGAGGGCGAGGAGGAGGAGGGCCAUGGCUAUUUCGCAAAGGACCGCGGGAAGGGGGGGAAGACUGCUUAG